Messenger RNA from Lathyrus oleraceus (garden pea), 1244 nucleotides. Its product is annotated as zinc finger A20 and AN1 domain-containing stress-associated protein 4. Bases 524 to 1015 code for a protein of 163 amino acids. The transcript is spliced from 2 exons. The record is from RefSeq and is a predicted model, not a curated record. Gene Ontology annotation, molecular function: DNA binding; zinc ion binding. NCBI's taxonomy places the organism in Eukaryota, Viridiplantae, Streptophyta, Magnoliopsida, Fabales, Fabaceae.
AAAUAGAUAAAACUGUGGGUCCUUUCCUUAAAAACAAAAAUAAAAUAAAAUAAAAAUAUCAAUGAAUCCAUUGAAUUUAAAUAUACGUCUACUUUCAUUGAAUAGAAAUAAGAUAAUACUAUUAAUUAAUUAAAUUUAAUACGUUAAGCUUUCUCAGCCGCUACGUUCUUCACCACAGCCGUCACAGCCAGCGUGUCUUUUGUUCUAAUCCCAUUCAUUAAUAAUUUACCUGUUUAAUUAUCACUAAUCCUCAAUUACAACUCUUUAUUCUCAUUCUAUUAAUUAACUAAUCUUUUCUCUAGAAAACGAUUAAUACCGAUUUGUCACCUUUCGCCGUUUCUUCCUCUCUCUUUCAUCAUAACCUUUCCGACUCUGUUAUCUUUCCCCGUUAACAUUCUUUCUCUUCAAUUUCACCUUUCUUAUCUCUUCCUCUCAAUUCCUCUCAAUUCCUCUCAAUUCCUCAACCACUCCUUCUCUUCAAUCAGGUUUUUUUUCAUCUGAAAGAACAGAUCUACCUGAAUCUAUGGCGGAAGAACACCGAUGCGAAACUCCGGAAGGUCACAGACUCUGCGCUAACAACUGCGGCUUCUUCGGGAGCUCAGCUACGAUGAAUUUCUGUUCAAAAUGUUACCGAGACAUUCAUUUGAAGGAGCAAGAACAAGCCAAAACCAAAUCCACAAUCGAAACCGCUCUUUCUUCUGCCUCCUCCUCCGCCGCUACCGUAGUUGUUGAAUCUGCGGUUCUAGAGAUCGAAUCUCUCCCUCAACCACCGGUACCGUCGAUCGUGACUAACGCGUCGGAAUCUUCGAUCGGAUCGGUUCAACCAAACCGGUGCGGGACGUGUAGAAAACGGACCGGGUUAACCGGAUUCAAGUGCAGAUGUGGAAUCACGUUUUGUGGGACCCACAGGUAUCCGGAGAAACACGAGUGCGGUUUCGAUUUCAAGGCGGUGGGAAGAGAGGAGAUAGCUAAAGCGAAUCCUGUGAUCAAAGCCGAUAAGCUGAGAAGAAUUUGAUUUGAUUUCCGCCGUUUGAUGUGAUUUCGAUGAUUUCAUCUGGACCGUUCGCUGGGGAACUUACCUACACAAACGAAUCAUGUGGCGACGCUUGAUGAAAUGAUGUAAAAUAAUCUAUCUAUUAAAAAAGGUUGAAUAAGUCUUUUUUUUACGUGGCUCUUUGCUUUGUGUAUUAGAUGGAAAAAAAAGUGAUUUUCUUAUUUGAAUGAAAUUGAAAAUUUUAAGUCCA